This is a messenger RNA of Plasmopara halstedii, 483 nucleotides long. RefSeq lists its product as uncharacterized. Bases 1 to 483 code for a protein of 160 amino acids. The transcript has a single exon. The record is from RefSeq and is a predicted model, not a curated record. Lineage: Eukaryota; Oomycota; Peronosporomycetes; Peronosporales; Peronosporaceae.
AUGGAUGUCAUGGUCGAUGGUAGUAUGACGAAUAGUAGAACUAAAGGCAAAUAUCCAUCCCGCGGAAAUAAUACGAAGGCCACCAAAACGAGCUUUACGUCAAGUAUUUUGCGUGACCCUGAUCAAGGUGCAAGCUGUACUGAUAUAGGAAGUGUUCAAGAAUACGACACUCUAAGCGAGUUUAUAGAUGUUGUGGCCUACAACGAAGAAGGUGACGUCGAUAUUUUCCGUCACGUGAAGAUUGAAAUUCCUCCAUGUUUGGUCAAAGAAUUGAUUUUCUUGCCGUUGAUGAGCAAGAAGACGCGGAAGCGUAGCCAAGCGAAAGGCGAAAUUUUGAAAAUUUGUGCGACUGUCGAAGAAACUAUUGACGAUGAAAUCAAUACUGCGGAAGAAUUUGAUAAGAAGACACGGAAGGUAUCGUUUGAUGAGCAGUCGUGGGACGCUUUAACCUCAAACCUCGUGUAUGAAGUUGUAAAGGAAUAA